GUGAUAUUCCCCACGAUUGCGGCGCUCACGAUCUACGCGGACCUGAAGCGGACAGCUCGCUGGAAGCGCCAACUUGCCGAGGAACAGAACAAGUGAGAGAGCAUGAGCAAACUGUCGCACGCGCACAUCUGGAAGAUGUACUGGACCCUCAUCUUCCCCUUCGCCGGCUUCAUGAUCGGCCACAAGUUAGACAAGAUGGAAACAAAUAGGAUGACAAUGUUCAGGGACAAGUCGGCGUUAUACGGCAGAGAGUUGAAGCCUGGGGAACCACCUUCCUGGCCGUAUUAGCUAUCCCUUAUUUGUUAAACCUUAAGCAAUUGCAGAAUCAAUUAGCGCUUGUGUAAGUUAAUUAAUGAAUAAAUAUGUUCAAAUGAUAAUCACAGGAGUUGCAAGAUAUCUCAUUGAUACACAGGUGUGUAUAGUUUAGAUCGAAUGACGCAAUAUGUACAAUUCAGAAUACAUAUAUGUAUACAA
Molecule: messenger RNA, 474 nt
Organism: Wasmannia auropunctata (little fire ant)
Lineage: Eukaryota; Metazoa; Arthropoda; Insecta; Hymenoptera; Formicidae
Gene: ND-MNLL
Product: NADH dehydrogenase [ubiquinone] 1 beta subcomplex subunit 1
Exons: 1
Coding region: 103-288 (61 amino acids)
Cellular component (GO): mitochondrion
Source: RefSeq, a predicted model, not a curated record